Pimephales promelas (fathead minnow) is the source of this 2214-nucleotide messenger RNA. RefSeq lists its product as uncharacterized. Lineage: Eukaryota; Metazoa; Chordata; Actinopteri; Cypriniformes; Leuciscidae. Gene Ontology annotation, cellular component: nucleus. Gene Ontology annotation, biological process: embryo development; regulation of transcription by RNA polymerase II. Gene Ontology annotation, molecular function: RNA polymerase II transcription regulatory region sequence-specific DNA binding; DNA-binding transcription factor activity, RNA polymerase II-specific. The record is from RefSeq and is a predicted model, not a curated record.
GCUGUAUGUUUGGUUUAAGAAGUACUUCCGGUCAUUUGCACACUGUUGGACGAUGUUCCUAGCUGGAUCAGCAUUGAUUCUCAGCGUAUCGUUUAUAUAACAAUGUUUAAUUGUGAGACGAAUGAGAGUGCAAUAAACGAUAGUUUGCGUAAACAGUAGCUAGCACUAGAACAGAGGUUCAAUAAACACAGUGAAACGGUUGCACAUCAACGAUAUUGAAAAGUCUAAUGAAAAGCUGAAGGAUACAUUGUUGGUUUGUUUAUAAUCACCGGAAGUAGCUAGACAAGGUUUCUCCAUUGGGUUUUUACAUCCAAACCCUCGUCAUUAUGUCCGAAGCUCUACACUCGUUUCAGUCACAGCUAUCCGGGGUCAUGGAGACCGUUUUCAAAGCUGCCAUGUUUGAGAUCACCCGGCUCGUGGAGGACAGUUUCGUGAAGGAAGUGUCCCGCAGUCGCGAGCAGGUGGAGGCUCUGAAGAAGAGGCUGCAGUGGAGCGAGUGCAGAAGGAAAAACCAGGAGAUGCGCGUCCUGAGGUGUGCAGAGUGUGGUGACAAAGCUCGUGUGUGUGACAGUGAAAGAGAAGAAUUGUUACCACCACAAUCAGAAAAUGAACGCAGCCUCAAACAGGAGAGAGUUCCGGUUGGGAACUGGGGAAGCUGUGAGUUGGAGACUGACACACAUUUGGGAAAAGAGAGAUUAGAAGAUCAAACCAGACCCAGUAACACUACAGAGUCAGCUGGUACAGAGGACAGGAAACUGGACUGCGAGUUGAAGGAGGAGGCCCUCUAUGCCACUGCUGAUAAUAAGGAGCUUCAGGAUGGGUGGACACUAAAUACUGAAGGAACUGAGAGGAUGGAUUUCUCAGCUCACAGUUACAGUGAGCAAGAGCUGCAACAGAUUCAGGAAGACUGGAGCUCCGGACUUGAACAGACCGCUGACAGUGAAACUUACGCAAAUAUCGUAGACGUUCAGGGCUUGCCAUACCGAACACAUUACGAUGCAGAAGAGCUAGCGGGCUACAGUGUACAUGAACUGGACAUAGGAAACCUGGACAGUCUUGGAGGAAAAACUCAAGACACAUUAGGUCAUGCAAUAUCAGUUGCAGUUGGGACUGACCAAAAAGACCUGGUCGAGGAAGGUGGGAGACGUUACAGCUCUUCUAUUAGGAGUAAAAGAGGAAACAGAGCACCUUUACCUGAACAAGUCAACCCCGAGACAGAAGACGUGGAUAGAGACUGUAUACUUAUUAAUGCAGAUGGCCACAUACAAGACACAAGUGCCCUCACGGAAGUUCACAGUGGGAUUGAAGAUGGUGCUGGACAUAGAGGACACUCACUUUACACUGGGGACACAGCUAGCAGUGCACUUUAUAAGGGACAUGCAUCGAACCACUCUCUGAAGUCUAAUGUUGGACAAGCAGGUGACAGCAGGGCUUCUGUGAAAGGCUACCCAGCCUCCCAACGAGUCGUUUCAAGUGCUGGAUAUACUUGUAACCAGUGCGGUAAGAAGUUCACUCAGGCCUGCAACCUAAAAGUCCACCAGCGUGUCCACCAGCGGGACGGUCUCCAUUUGUGCAGCCACUGUGGGAAAGGCUACUCGUCCUUCAGUGACCUGCGGAGACACAAAUGCAGCCAGAGCGGAGACAAACCCUACACCUGCACGCUUUGUGGGAACAAAUUCAGCCGACUGUGGAAUCUCAAGCUGCAUCAACGCAUUCACACGCAGGAGAAACCACACAAGUGCACUCUGUGCAGUAAGAGCUUUACCCGGGCCGACAUCUUGAAAGUCCAUCAACGCACCCAUACAGGAGAAAGACCGUACUGCUGUGGUAUCUGUGGACUGAGCUUCAAACGAAUGGACCAUCUCAGGUCACAUCAUCGCAAACAUAGUGCUGACCCGAAUAACCAAUGACGAAAAAAUUCACCUUGCAACCUUACAGAGUUGGUUUGACUUUUAAAUUGUUGGACGUCCUGAGUCUGACCGGACUUGUUUCCCAUAAAAUGUUACACUGUUACUGUAGAACUUCUCGUUGUAGUCAUUGUGUUUUCUGUAUUAAUUUUGUUGUUGUAAAGAAGGGCAGACAUAUUGUACACAUUAUGAGUCAGUUAACCUGAUAAUGGCGUAAAAAGCAUUGGAGAUUCAACAUGACAUCAUGACUUUUGCGUAAACAUAUACGCCACUUUCGAGUCAGGUGGCGUGUCAUCUCCACGUAUUU